AUGAUGCAUCUACAAGAGGCAAUCCAACAACAACCUUUUUGUGAACUUUUGAUUGAAGAUGAAAGAGAAGCAAGGCAAGAGUAUAAAGUGGUGUAUAAGGCCUACCUAUCCUUUCUGCUUCAAAAUGCUAAAUUGAAUUGGGUUAAAGAAGGUGAUACUAACACUGCCAUCUUCCAUGCAAGUCUUCGGGCUAGAAGGGCUAGAAAUAGAAUCUAUUCAAUAACGGAUAUGGAAGGGAAGUGGGUGGAGAAACAAGAUCAAGUAAGUCAUGAUUUCUUGAAUUUUUAUAAAGACCUUCUAGGUUCUAAAAUGGCUAAGAGGAAAUCGGUAUUUACUAGUCUAGUCUCCCAUGGUACAAUUCUGAAUGAGCAACAACAAAGACUAAUGGUGCAGAACUAUACCAAGGAGGAGGUUAAAGAGGCAAUAUUUAUGUGUGAAGCUGUGCUAUCCUUUUUGCAUUUGGGGAAGUUGCUGAAAGAACUCAACUCAUCAACACUUACUCUUAUUCCUAAGAGUAAAUGUCCUGAAUCAGUAAGUGACUUUCGCCCCAUAGCUUGUUGCAAUGUUCUUUAUAAAGUUGCUACUAAAAUGAUUUGUGCAAGAAUGAGAUCAGUGUUGCCAGUUUUAGUAGCUCAGAAUCAAAGUGGUUUUGUGCAGGGGCGAUUCAUUGCCUAUAACAUCAUGGUCUGUCAGGACUUGGUUAGGCACUAUGGAAGAAAGAAUGCUAAGGUCAAUUGUAUGAUUAAGCUGGGUUUGAGGAAGGCAUAUGAUACAAUUGAAUGA
Molecule: messenger RNA, 783 nt
Organism: Humulus lupulus (European hop)
Lineage: Eukaryota; Viridiplantae; Streptophyta; Magnoliopsida; Rosales; Cannabaceae
Exons: 2
Coding region: 1-783 (260 amino acids)
Source: RefSeq, a predicted model, not a curated record